Molecule: messenger RNA, 5317 nt
Organism: Bombyx mandarina (wild silkworm)
Lineage: Eukaryota; Metazoa; Arthropoda; Insecta; Lepidoptera; Bombycidae
Gene: Khc
Product: kinesin heavy chain
Biological process (GO): microtubule-based movement
Molecular function (GO): ATP binding; microtubule motor activity; microtubule binding
Source: RefSeq, a predicted model, not a curated record
GAACAUUUCGGUCCUUUCUCGUUGAAGAACAUGGCCGACAUUUUGGUAUUGCUGUCAUGAAGAUUUUUCAGUGACAAAAUUUAACUUUGUAGUCCUUCAUGCACGGUUUUAUGUUCCGCAAUCGUUUUAUUUUUUAAUUAUUUAGAAGGUGAUUAGUGAUAAGAAUUUUUUUGUUAAAAAAAUGGCAGCCGAUCGCGAGAUUGCUGCUGAAGACAGUAUCAGAGUGGUAUGCCGAUUUCGACCACUGAAUGACUCUGAAGAAAAAGCUGGUUCAAAAUUUAUCGUGAAAUUUCCAUCUGGACCUGAUGAUAAUUGCAUUUCUAUAGGGGGUAAAGUAUACUUAUUUGACAAAGUAUUCAAACCCAAUGCAACCCAAGAAAAAGUCUACAAUGAAGCUGCCAAAAGCAUUGUAUCAGAUGUUCUGGCAGGCUACAAUGGAACUAUAUUUGCCUAUGGUCAAACAAGUUCUGGGAAAACACAUACCAUGGAAGGUGUCAUAGGAGAUCCAGGAAAACAGGGUAUUAUACCAAGGAUUGUCAAUGACAUAUUCAAUCACAUUUACGCCAUGGAAGAGAACUUGGAAUUUCAUAUUAAAGUGUCAUAUUUUGAAAUCUAUAUGGACAAGAUCAGAGACUUGCUCGAUGUGUCAAAAGUAAAUCUCAGUGUCCAUGAAGACAAAAAUAGAGUCCCAUUUGUAAAAGGUGCUACAGAACGUUUUGUAUCAAGCCCUGAAGAAGUUUUUGAAGUUAUUGAGGAAGGCAAAUCAAAUAGACAUAUUGCAGUCACAAACAUGAAUGAACAUUCAUCACGAUCUCACUCUGUCUUCCUUAUAAAUGUCAAACAAGAAAAUUUGGAAAAUCAAAAGAAACUCUCAGGAAAGCUCUAUCUUGUGGACUUGGCUGGUUCUGAAAAGGUAUCAAAAACUGGUGCUGAAGGCACUGUCCUGGAUGAAGCUAAAAAUAUUAAUAAAUCACUUUCGGCAUUGGGUAAUGUAAUUUCAGCAUUAGCUGAUGGAAAUAAAUCUCAUAUUCCAUACAGAGAUUCCAAACUAACUCGAAUUUUACAAGAGUCACUUGGUGGUAAUGCAAGAACCACAAUUGUAAUUUGCUGCUCACCUGCUUCAUUUAAUGAAAGCGAAACUAAAAGUACACUUGAUUUUGGUAAAAGAGCUAAGACAGUCAAGAAUGUUGUAUGUGUCAAUGAGGAAUUGACAGCUGAGGAAUGGAAACGUCGCUAUGAAAGAGAAAAGGAGAAAGUGGCUAGGCUGAAGGGCAAGGUUGAAAAACUAGAAGCUGAACUGAAUCGCUGGCGUUCUGGUGAGACUGUCAGACUAGAAGAGCAAGUAAAUCUGCAGGAGAUUGAAGCUGUUACUCCAGUAACAUCAUUUAUUGAAGAAAAACCACCAGCACCUCCUGUACCAGUGGCUGUCGCCAGUGUUGUCGAAGACGCCGCAAUGCAGGCUAAGUUAGAAGCUCUCUACCAACAGCUGGAUGACAAAGAUGAAGAGAUCAACCAACAUUCUCAGCUUGUUGAGAAACUUAAGGAACAGAUGAUGGAACAAGAAGAAUUAAUUGCCUGUACAAGGCGCGAUUAUGAGGCGUUACAAGGAGACAUGAAUAGAAUCCAACAAGAAAAUGAAGCUGCUAAAGAAGAAGUCAAAGAAGUUCUACAAGCUCUUGAAGAGCUCGCCGUUAAUUACGACCAGAAGUCGCAGGAGGUAGACAGCAAGAGCCGCGAGUGCGAUCAGCUGUCUGAAGACUUGCAAUCCAAACAGAGCGCCCUGACUAGUGCUACGGCGGAGCUGCAACAACUUCGUGAUUUAUCUGCACAUCAACGAAAACGCAUCGCAGAAUUAUUGACAAAUUUACUUCGAGAUCUCGCCGAGAUAGGAGCUGCCGUCGGAGGAUCUGAGCUCGACUUCAAACUCAAUGUAGACACUGUCGGGAAACUGGAAGAGGAGUUUACAGUGGCUCGUCUCCACAUCAGCAAAAUGAAAAGUGAAGUCAAAAAUAUUGUACAGCGAUGCCAUUCACUUGAAUCUGCUAACAUCGAUGCUAAUCAGAAGAUUGAAGAAUAUGAGCGAACACUUGGUGAAUGUCGCCUUUUGAUCUCCCAACACGAAGCCCGUUGUGCAUCGCUAGCAGAGUCGAUGCGUGAGGCCGAAAAUAAGAAACGACAACUCGAGGAAGCUGCUGACGCUUUACGUGAAGAGUGUGCUCGCCUACAGGCGGCCGAGCGCGUACAGCUGGCGGCGGCGGAGGACUCGCAGGUCCGCGGCGCGCUGGAGGCCCAGCUGGAGCAGCUCCGCGCCGCGCACUCCACGCAGCUGUCUGCGCUGCGGGACGAGCUCGCCGCGCUGCAGCGACAACACCAGGACCUCAAGGACACGUACCAGGAGCUAACCCUGGCGCGGCAGCAGCUACAGGACGACUACGAGAAGCUGAAGCGCGAGGAGGCCGACAAGUCCGCCAAACUGAAGGAACUCAUUCAAAGCGUGGAGCGGCGUGAACAGGCUCGCGCUGAUCUCAAGGGCUUGGAAGACACCGUGGCUAAGGAACUACAGACCCUGCACAACCUGCGUAAACUCUUUGUUCAAGACCUGCAGGCGAGGAUAAAGAAAUCGAACAAUUCUGAAGAGGGCGCCGAGGAGGAAGGCGGUUCCCUUGCACAAAAACAAAAGAUCUCGUUCUUGGAGAAUAACCUGGAGCAACUGACGAAAGUCCACAAGCAGCUCGUGCGUGACAAUGCCGACCUGCGAUGCGAAGUGCCCAAGCUGGAGAAACGACUCCGAGCCACCAUGGAACGUGUCAAGGCACUCGAGACAGCGCUCAAGGAAGCAAAAGACGGUGCAAUGCGCGAUCGCAAACGAUACCAGUUCGAAGUGGACAGAAUCAAGGAAGCCGUGCGCGCUAAAAAUCUCGCUCGCCGCGGUCCACAGGCCCAAAUCGCGAAGCCAAUACGCGCGGGCGGCGGGCACCUGGCGGGCGGCGCGGGCGCGGGCGUGCUGCGACCCGCCGCCGCCGCGCAGGACAUCAAGCGGAAGUCUAUCAUCGUCGGCGCUAGAGAUGAAAGUUGAAGCAAUUUGCAGUCACGUCGUAGAGAAUUUAAUGAAAGUUCAUAGAUGUACCUACGAAGAACGACGAAAUUCAAUCUUGAAAUAUAUCCAUUAUAAUAUUACUAUUGUGUUAAGAGAAGCCUAAAAGUAAACCGAAAAAAAAGAAAAAAAAAGUAUAGGUCUCCUAGGCUUAAAUCUUUUGAGCUAUCUAAUCUUAACGUCUCUAUGUGCACAUGGAUUUAAUACAAUUAUAAAAAAGCUUCUUGCAAAUUAUAGGUCAGGUUUCAUAUGAAUUCCGACGAUUGUAGUUUUUAUGCUAAAUGUAUUAUUAUAACAUUUAACCAGGGCAGCAGAUUUGAAGCUUCGAUUGUCUUGUCGCUAAUUUUAAAGUGAAUGUAGAAUAUUUUAUGAAAUGACAAAAAGUAUUAAAUUUUGUUUCUGAACUUAAUGCUUCGUGCAUUUUAUUCUAAAUUAAAUUGUAAAGAUUAGUGAAUAUAUUUUGCUCACGGAAAGAAACUGGGCGGGAGGUAUGAAAAUUGUUCAGUACAAAGAUAUGCCGAGCCAGUUACCAGAAAAUGUCAGCAGAAAUAAAUUGUAGUUUCUUCCUGUGAGUGUUUUAAUGAUAAUUUCAGAGAUGCAAUAUGUCGUUAAAUGUAAGAAUUAUUAGCUGUGAAUUACUCUGCAGACUAGCAUGUGCUGCCGCACAAAUAAAGAAAUAAAAAAUACAAAAAAAAAUAUGGCCACAUUAUUAUUUCCAGGUGUGGUGGCAAAUGCAUUAUGGUGUGCAUCUUCGAUGUGUAGUUGUAGUUUAAGCUUCUUUAAUAUAUAUUUUUAUAUAUUGUGAUAAGCGUUGAUAUGCCGAUUAUGUGAGCAUUUAAAUAGAUAUGAAAACUAACCUUUUAAACGAUUAUUUUAAAGUGCUAUGGGUGCUAACGCGAGUGCUCUGACAAACAUUAAGCAAGUUCACUUCAUCCCCGGUAGGAGUGACAGCGGGAGUGCCUACGCGACUUGCUGCAACAAGCAAGUUCUCUGCUGCUAGGCACGGUCGGCGUCAUGGUAAUGCGAUACGAUUUUAGUGAGUGAUUUUUGUAUUCAUUCAUAGAAUAUGAAAAUCUCUUUAACUAAAAAAAAAAAAAAAAAACUAGCUCCGAUAUAAAAUGUAAUAGUUGUCAAAUUACGAUAGAAGUUAUUUGAGUUUUCAAGGACCAUAGCACUUUGCUUAAACGUUUUUGCACGUCACCCUCACUAAUGCUUAGAACCUGUGAUGUUUUAGCUAAAAUGUAAUAUCUAUUGCGUUUUCGUUCUAAGACCUAAAUGUUAGUCGCUAAGCAACAUUUAUAACGCGAAUAAUAUUAAUGUAAUGUGAGCUGUCAAAUAAUUUCUUGACGCUUUAAAUAAUCUAAAGUCCGUUGUAUGUCGGAAUACGAAAGUCGCGUUUCUAUUUAGAAAAAAAAAAGUCUCAUCAGCUUCGUAGAUCUGUAACUUACGUAAGUACUUAUGGAGUAGUCAGCCUGGAACGCGGUCCUCUGUAAGCUUCAAUGUCAUAAACUAUCCGCUCUGUUGUGGCGCCUGCGUCUUCUGAGGAGUUAUGGAACUAUCGCAGUGCUAACGUCCAAAAACCAAAGAUAAAUCACAACGUUUUAGAUUUAUUGUUCGAGAUUAUUGUUUACCAGCUGAAAUUUAUUUUAAGUUCCGUAUUACUUAAUGGUUCCAAAGCUCCUUGAUGUGUUGCAAUAAAUACUAUGUCGUUUAGAUAAGAUGUAGUAAAUUAUUUCACUUUAGGUUUAGAUAUUUGGUUUUAUAUUGUUUUAUUUAUUAUAUUUCUUAACGAAAAUUAUCUCUUUUCACUUUUGUGUUACACUAAGUGUUAUACGCUUUUUUUUUACAUACUCCUAUAUACAUUAUUUUAUAAAGAUGAUCAAAUACACUUAUAUUUUCCAUUAAUAAAUUGGAGACGUCUACAAAGAUGCAUUCCACGAGGAAAGCGGAUCUUUGUUAUCUGUAAGUCUAGUUGUUUUGUUAAUGAUUAGUAAAAGAGGCUAUCCUCGGUUUGUACACGCCUGUUGCAUAGUUGUCGCUCGGAGCCGGCGCUCGGUCCGUGGCCGGGCAAACCCCAAACCGACAGGCUUGCCUUUGCACCAAGUGAUUUAGUUUGUAAUGACAUCUUUUGUAUGAUGUAUUUAAUAUAUGGAAAAUUCUCGAGGAAGAGUGUUUUCUUGAUUUUUAUUUAUUAUAAAAUAAAAUUAUGAAUUUAAUUUGCCA